AUGUCCGACACAAACAAAACCCCGCCUCCAGCACCCGUCCUCGCCAACAAAACCGGCGCCAGUGGAGCCGCCUGGUCAGACGCCGAGAAGAUUGCGUACCUCAUUGUGUUGUGCGAGAAUGAGGGCAAGGUCGAGGCCAAGAUCGCUCAAGCACCUAUUCCUGCCGGUCGCUCCGUUGUGUCGUGCAAGAAGCUGCUCUGGCGUUUGAAAGAGAAACACAAAGAUGAUAUUGAGAAGAUCAAGGCUGGGCUGCCGCUUGUGGGUGAUGCUGCUGCUGCUGCUCCUACUACUGAGGAGGGCGAGGUAACGAAGAAGAAGGGUGCAACGCCGAGGAAGAAACAGAGUGCAACGCAGAAGAAGAGGAAGAGUGGAGCUGAGGGUCAAGAUGGGGAUGAGGACGGAGAGGGCAGCCCGAAGAAGAAGGCGGUGAGGAAGAAGAAGGGAGAAAAGGAAGAGGUCAAGGUUGAGGAGGAAGUCAAGACUGAGGAGGAUGAGGGUUAAGGGAGAUGAGAUUGGAGGAUGACGGGUAAUGCCCUUUGAAUGUGGCGGUGAUGGCUAUGGACACAUUCGUGCAGGUUCUAUAUCUUCAUGGCGGCUUAGGACAUAUCCUCAUACGCUUUGCGGUAUGUCUUUGGGAUAGUUGAUCUUUUGGCUGGGGCUGCAGCUUAGAUACUACCAGGAUUAAAUUGACGGUCGUCGAGACAUAGCUUGACAGAGUCUUGACGUGUGACCUUGAUACGUUGUCAUUGACAUGACUUUCUAUAUUCCAUGACGUAACGUUGGUGGCCGGUCUCGAACAUGAAAACAUUGUUAUUAAAAAUUGCCAUCUGGAUAUAGCGACAUGCUG
This is a messenger RNA of Dothidotthia symphoricarpi CBS 119687, 847 nucleotides long. RefSeq lists its product as uncharacterized. Lineage: Eukaryota; Fungi; Ascomycota; Dothideomycetes; Pleosporales; Dothidotthiaceae. The coding region runs from base 1 to 501 and encodes 166 amino acids. The transcript is spliced from 3 exons. The record is from RefSeq and is a predicted model, not a curated record.